Messenger RNA from Spea bombifrons (plains spadefoot toad), 3643 nucleotides. RefSeq names its product ADAM metallopeptidase with thrombospondin type 1 motif 1 (gene ADAMTS1). Gene Ontology annotation, molecular function: metalloendopeptidase activity; zinc ion binding. The coding region runs from base 325 to 3105 and encodes 926 amino acids. The record is from RefSeq and is a predicted model, not a curated record. Gene Ontology annotation, cellular component: extracellular matrix. The transcript has 9 exons. NCBI's taxonomy places the organism in Eukaryota, Metazoa, Chordata, Amphibia, Anura, Pelobatidae. Gene Ontology annotation, biological process: proteolysis; extracellular matrix organization.
AUGAGAUCACACUUCAAAGAGUCUGGGGGAGGGCUGCUAAGAAGGCUUCCCAUAAAUUCCGGCACAGGGUGCCCGGCUUCUUCACAAACCAUCCAGCCAUGAGCCAGUGUGUACCAGAGGGAGCUUGCUAGCCCUGAGUACAGACACUGCGCAACUUACAGCCCCAGGAAACAAAAAAGAUAAGAAACUAACUCUGGGAAUCAGGAGAUCUGCAUUGCCUCCUAGAGCUUGAACUACUAGAUCUGCAGCUGGUGAGUUGCAGUGACCCACCUGCCAGAAGGUGACCAUUGUUGCAACUUGUCUGUUCCAAAAAGUGUUCCAGGAAUGUCCUGCGCGUUCUAUUUGCUGCCAUGCAUGGCAUCUCUGCUGUGUGCCCUGGCUGUGAUGGGCAGCAGUGUUAUGGAUGAAGAGCUGGUGGCCCCUAUCAGGCUGGACGCCGACCAGGGACCAUCUGAGGAUGGCAAGGUGUUCUACCGCUUGGAGGUUUUUGGAGAAGAGCUGACUCUGGAGCUAGAGCCCGACCCCAGUUUCUUAGCCCCGGACUUUAAGCUACAGUACGUUGGUCGCCCCAAGGAAAGUGCAGAAGAAGACCAGGAGGUGGUGACUGAUCUGUCUAAAUGCUUCUACUCUGGAACUGUCAAUGGGGACCCAUCUUCCAGCGCUGCCCUGAGUCUUUGCGCAGGUAUCAGAGGGGCUUUCUACCACCGUGGACAAGAGUACUUAAUCCAACCGAGCAACCACACACUAACAGUGGCUGCCUCCAGCUCCUCCAACCCACUGGUGCUCCAUCUGAUCCGCAGGAGAAGCCGAGCCAAGCCUAAGUGUGGGGUGACUGACACCCCCACCCAGAAGACAGAAUCUGAGUCUCAGCCUAAGAAAACCAUACCACCUCCAGGAUCAGGAAACACAAGGAAAAAGAGAUUUGUGUCAAGCCCGCGUUAUGUGGAAACGUUACUUGUGGCUGACCAGUCUAUGGCGGAGUUCCAUGGAAGCAGUUUGAAGCAUUACCUGCUAACGCUGAUGUCCGUAACUGCUAAGUUGUACAAACAUCCUAGUAUCCGGAAUUCGAUCAGCCUGGUGGUGGUUAAAAUCCUCGUUCUCUACGAGGAUCAGAAAGAUUUGCAUGUCACGUCCAACGCUGCUUUGACUUUAAGAAACUUUUGCCAGUGGCAGAGGCAGCUGAACCCAGCGAGCGACCGCCACGCAGAGCACUACGACACCGCAAUACUUUUUACAAGACAGGAUCUUUGUGGUGCCCAGACAUGCGAUACCCUGGGGAUGGCUGAUGUCGGAACAGUCUGUGAUCCGGGACGCAGUUGUUCGGUUAUUGAAGAUGAUGGUUUGCAGGCAGCGUUUACUGCGGCCCAUGAAUUAGGUCACGUCUUUAAUAUGCCACACGAUGAGGCUAAACAGUGUUCCAGCUACAAUGUUGCAAAUCAAGAUUCCCACAUGAUGGCUUCAAUGCUCUCCAAUCUAGACCGCCAGGAGCCGUGGUCUCCCUGUAGCGCAUAUAUGAUAACAUCGUUUCUGGACAAUGGGCACGGAGAGUGCUUACUGGACAAACCAAGCAGACCAAUCCAGCUACCCUCAGAUCUCCCUGGAACAUUGUAUGAUGCCAAUAAACAAUGCCAAUUUACAUUUGGAGAUGAGUCCAGACAUUGUCCAGAUGCGGCUAGCACGUGUACGACCUUGUGGUGUACCGGAGUCUCUGGAGGACUGCUUGUGUGCCAAACUAAACACUUCCCAUGGGCUGAUGGAACAAGCUGCGGAGCAGGGAAAUGGUGCAUGAACGGAAAGUGUGUAGACCAGGCAGACAAGAAACACUACGAGACUCCAAUACACGGAGGAUGGGGUUCAUGGGGCCCAUGGGGAGAAUGUUCUAGAACCUGCGGUGGAGGAAUUCAGUAUUCUCUUCGAGAGUGUGACAAUCCAGUGCCAAAGAACGGCGGAAAGUACUGUGAAGGAAAACGGGUGCAGUACCGGUCAUGCAACACCGAGGACUGCCCUGAAAAUAACGGUAAAACCUUCAGAGAAGAGCAAUGCGAAGCCCACAAUGACAUCUCCAAGUCUGCUUAUGGCAGUGGACCUGCGGUUGAAUGGAUCCCCAAGUAUGCAGGAGUGCCCCCUAAAGAUCGCUGCAAGCUCCUGUGUCGUGCUAAGGGAACUGGAUAUUUCUUUGUAUUGAGCCCCAAGGUUGUAGAUGGCACCCCUUGUAGCCCGGACUCCACCUCUGUCUGUAUUCAAGGACAGUGUGUGAAAGCUGGCUGUGACAGGGUAGUUGGCUCCAACAAGAAGUUUGAUAAAUGUGGAAUAUGUGGGGGCAAUGGAUCAACUUGCAAAAAGGUUUCGGGGACCUUCACUAUUGCACAAGCUGACUAUCACGACGUUAUCACAAUUCCAUCUGGUGCCACGAACAUUGAUAUCAAACAGCGUAAGAGUAGGGGCUCAAAACACGAUGGCAGCUAUUUGGCUAUCAAAGCAGCUGAUGGCAGCUAUAUUCUGAACGGUGGUUAUACCCUAUCAACUAUGGAACAGGACAUUAGUUAUAAUGGAAACAUAUUGCAGUAUAGUGGGUCUUCUGCAUCUCUGGAAAGGAUUCGUAGCUUUAGUGCGCUGAAGGAGCCUAUCACCGUUCAAGUCCUUACUGUGGGCGAGACACAUCGGCUAAAAAUCAAAUAUAUUUACUUCGUCAAGAAACCAGCUCAAUCAGAGAAGCCUACGAACAAGAAGAAGGAAUCUUUCAACGCCAUCCGAGAGACCAUUCUCUCAGAAUGGGUCAUCGAAGAAUGGGGAGAAUGCUCCAAAACGUGCGGUUUGGGCUGGCAGAGAAGAUCGGUAGAAUGUAGAGACAUAAAAGGCCGCCCUUCGAAAGAUUGCGCCAAAGAACUCAAGCCCGAUGACAUCCGGCCGUGUGCAGACACACCGUGUCCUCAGUGGCAGCUGGGAGAUUGGUCCUCCUGUUCUAAAACCUGUGGGAAGGGUUUCCGAAAGAGAUUUUUAAAAUGCGUUUCCUACGAUGGUAGCAAUUUGCCUCAAGAGAGCUGCGAUCUUCUAAAGAAACCCAAACAUUUGAUAGACUUUUGUACCGUUUCCAACUGUGUUUAAGCAGCAUCCAAUUCAAAAUAAUGCUAGUUUUUUUUUUAUCAAAAGAUCAAUACGCUGUACCAGAAGCGUCAGGUAGAAAGUUUUUUUUUUUCCGAACAUGCAUGCCUGAGGUUGGAAAGUGAAGCGGUGUCAGUAACUGCUGUGGGAUUACAUCAUGAAGUUUAGUAACAAUUGCAGAGUCGGAAGACUGGCAAAUUACUGUCCAUCAUCUUUUAUGUUUUAGAGUCCCUGGGGGCUCCAUGAGUUCCGAAAAAAAAAUGCUACAGAGGGAAUUGCAUUGUUGGCCAAUUAGAAUGCGCCUCAGGUGUUUAACACAUAUUUUGCAUGGUACGACGGAAACUUCCAACUUAGGAGGCACAUUGUCUUGGUAUUCAAACUUUUAUUUGGUCAGGGUUAACCUACCUCAGUUAAGAAGGGCUAAAAUGGGAGUAGAAAAGGAUGUUCAUCGUAGCUCAUUAUGGCUGCUAUUAUAUUGUAUUAUAUUUUUGUAGAAAAAAAAAAAAAGUCGUAUUCUCUUGUCAACAUUUAGUUGGACCAA